This is a messenger RNA of Vigna unguiculata (cowpea), 683 nucleotides long. Its product is annotated as protein RADIALIS-like 3. NCBI's taxonomy places the organism in Eukaryota, Viridiplantae, Streptophyta, Magnoliopsida, Fabales, Fabaceae. The record is from RefSeq and is a predicted model, not a curated record. Gene Ontology annotation, molecular function: DNA-binding transcription factor activity.
GACUCUUCCUAACACUAUAGUGUAGAGUUUCUCAACCUUUCUUAACUAGUUCCAUCUCUGUGUUGAACUUGAGCACUGCCAUAUACCAGUAGUUUGAAACCUUAGGAAUACUCUAAUAUAUCUAGUUACCUUAAAUAACUAUCAGAAAUGGCAUCAAGCUCAAUUUCAGCUACAGGAUCAUGGAGUGCUAAGGACAACAAGGCCUUUGAAAGGGCUCUAGCUGUUUAUGACAAGGACACCCCUGACCGAUGGAACAAUGUUGCCCUUGCUGUUGGAGGGAAAACUCCUGAUGAAGUGAAAAGGCACUAUGAGCUUCUCCUCAGAGACAUUUCUCAGAUUGAAUCAGGUCAAGUUCCAUUCCCAAACUACAAGAAAACUGCUGAGUUUGAUGAAGAGGGGAAAAGGCUGAAAAACAUGGAGCUCCAGUGACCAGACAAUAGGAAUCAACAACAAAUAAUUUGAGAUUUUCACCAUCCACCAAGUUUUCUAGAAUUCUUAUUGUAGUACCUAGUGGUGUUGCAUGCAUACUGAUAUGUAGCACCAAUGCCGAGUAGUAUUACUGUUAUUUCAUAAGAAUCACAUUUCAUGAUUCCAUGUUACUGUCUUGUCAUUCAGUUCAAUCUGUUUAGAAGAAUAAAUGAGUCUGUUGUAGUUCCCAUCCAUAAUAAAGUUUCAAUUUAAUG